Molecule: messenger RNA, 1158 nt
Organism: Doryrhamphus excisus (bluestripe pipefish)
Lineage: Eukaryota; Metazoa; Chordata; Actinopteri; Syngnathiformes; Syngnathidae
Source: RefSeq, a predicted model, not a curated record
AGUCAACAGAUGACAGAUGCUGAAACGAGACAAGACUGGGAUGAAAGCUGCAAUUGGAGAUCAUUUCAAAGUUGAGUAGCAGAUAAUAGCGAUGCAAAAGCAUCGCUUUGCUACUGUGUCGGGAUGAAGAAACUAUUCAGUGGAUUAAAGACCAAACGAUCACAUGAAGCAAAAGAAAUUGCAAAGCUGCACAGGGCUGCGUGCGAGGGCGACAUGUCCAAGCUGAAGGAGUUUGCCAAACGCAUCGACGUCAAUGAAGUCGACAAACACAACAGGACAGCGCUUCACCUGGCUUGUGCCAACGGAAUGGUCGAGGAAGUAAAAUUCCUCGUGGAGAACAGAGCCAACCUCAAUUUAGUUGACAAACUAAAUAGGUCCCCAUUAAUAAAGGCAGUGGAAGGGCGGCAUGAAAACAUUGUGGAAUUGCUGCUGGAAAACAAUGCCAAUCCCAACCUGAUGGAUGUGAAUGGCAACACGGCUUUACAUUUGGCAUCGAGCAUCCCAAACAUCUCCAUUGUUCUUAUGCUGGUGAAGCACAACGCGGACAUCAAUGCUCAAAAUCAGGAGGGCCUUUCACCGCUGAUGAUGGCGGCCAUGGAGGGCCACAUAAAUGUAGCUGACUUUCUGUUGAGGAAAGGGGCUGAUGUUAAUAUUUUGGACGAUAAGAAAAGGUCACCAUUAAUGGUCGCUGCCAGAAGAGGGCACUCCGACAUGGUGCGAUUGCUCCUGCAGUUCCAAGAAGUUACGACACUGAAGGAUAAGAAAGACCAAUCACCUGAGUACGAUGAUCGUUGUGUCCUCCUGGCCAGGCAUGAUACUCAAAGGAACCAGCUGGGCUCCACCCUACGUCAAAGGACCUCAAAAUCCGGGACGGAGAAAAGCAAGAUGGUGGCGGGUGCAGCAACGAAUACGGGAGAUGCUGGUAGUCUGGAGACGUACGUCUACACAACAGCAGGACCCGAGCCGGGUUGCAUCCUGCCGUCAGAUGUGGCCCAGCCAAGUGUGGCGGAGUCUGCCUGGUUUUUAACGCAGCAGGGACCAGCGGAGGCCAUUGUGCAGGACCUUGCAGCACAGCAGGUCGCCGGCAGAAGCCGCAUGGCGGGAGUCUUUGAAGCGAGCCCAGCGGGGUCCAAGUUUAUGGGGAUAGUUGGGAUGUAG